AUGCUAGCUUCUAUUAGAAGCAGAGGAUUUUACUUGCCGUUGAUCAGACGCAUCAACAGAUUUUCCAGUACAACAGUGUAUGAACCACCCAAAUUCGAAGAGCUCAACACUUCUACAUGGCUGAAGAUGAAUAAAGAAACCAAAGAUGAGAUUAUAGAAUAUUUAGAUUGGAAAAUGGAGGCCGACUGGUCCGGUAUGGCACAACAUGAACAAAGAGCAGCGUAUUUCGUUUCGUUUGGAGAUUGGGGUCCUCGUGCUGAGCCGAGCUCCAAAGCAGCGCAAAUGCAGAUGUCUGGAGCUGAAAUAAUUCUCAGAGGCAUUUUCAGCGGAGUGCUCUUCGCAGCAGUGGCAGUGAGUGCUUUGAAUUACGGUGAAGAUCGGAAAGUUUCGAAAAAUCUAGAGAUGUUGAAGAAAAACGCUGAAGGCAAUCCCUGA
Messenger RNA from Lachancea meyersii CBS 8951, 435 nucleotides. Lineage: Eukaryota; Fungi; Ascomycota; Saccharomycetes; Saccharomycetales; Saccharomycetaceae. The record is from the annotation of a GenBank genome assembly.